This is a messenger RNA of Eremothecium sinecaudum, 3111 nucleotides long. Its product is annotated as HDL140Cp. The record is from RefSeq and is a predicted model, not a curated record. The transcript has a single exon. Bases 1 to 3111 code for a protein of 1036 amino acids. Lineage: Eukaryota; Fungi; Ascomycota; Saccharomycetes; Saccharomycetales; Saccharomycetaceae.
AUGUCACUAAAUACCAAUGAUUCAUCCACAUUGGAUUAUACUUUUUGCAAAAUUCCAAAUGAAGACUAUGGUUCACUAAUAUUAUCGUCUCCAGACGAUCAGCUCAGUUCAAGUCGUUUCAUUGUGUCAAGCCCAAAUGCCAUGUAUAUUACGACGUUAACCGAUAAAACUAUCAAUUUAAGGCAGCUUGAAAAUUGUCCACUAGGAUUUAAGAAGGUCAGUAUAAUCAAUGGUAGCAUUAUUGCUACAAAGAGUCAAUUGGCAUAUAUUAUUAGACUUGAUGAAUCACCCAACGUUGUACAAUUGCCUGCAUUGAAGCUUAAGCGCAGUAUUAGCCUUUUUGGUAGUCCAAAGGCGCAAUUUAUAGAUUCUGCAUACAGUUCUAAUAUAUGGGGACCAUACUCCUCUAAAAUACCCUUUGCUGAUUUAUUUCGCUAUACUGAAGAGUUGUACGAUUUUCAUUUCGAUGGCAAAGUCGCAUUUUCGUUGAUAAAGCACGGUAAGAUGUAUUGCAUAGAAAAAUUAUUCCUAGAUAUUUCUAUAAAUGACAGGAGAAAAGUAGUUUUACUUGAUGAUACAGUGAACCAUCGCCCCCUAAGCUCGCCGUUAAAUUCUUUACAUGAUUUCUUUAUUGUUAUUACUUCUAGGAAUACCUAUAUUGUUUCCAAAAAGACAAUGCAGCUGCAAAGAUUCCCAAAUCCUUCAUAUAUUAAGAAAGCCAUAGAAAAUAAAUCCAAGUUAUAUGUUUUUGGCCCUCAAGAGGAUUGCAACUCAUACACUAUUCGCAUUUGCACAGAAUUUGGUACUGUUUUUGAAGCUGUAUUUGGCUCUAAAUUACCUAAGAAACUUAUAUGGAGGAAAAUCGACAUCAGACUAUGCGAGCCUAAACUAGGAAAUAUAAUCGAAAUUUGGUGUCUAUCUUUACAAUUGUAUGUUCUUUCAACAAGAGGAGCUCUGGUAAUCAGAGAUGUUAGCUCUAAUACAGACAAAAUACUUGAAAUUCCGAAUCAAAAGGCUACCUGUCAUUCUACCCAAGUAUUGAGUUUGAGAAAGACAGAAUCAGGAACUCCGAUCAUUGAUAGCAGUAUUUCAUAUGGACUAAUACAAUAUGGUGUUCAAGCGGCAUACAUUGACGUCAUUGCUGAAGCCUGCGUCCUUAUAAAGAAGAGAAAUUACGGAAAAGUACCUCGAAUGUCAACCCAGAUAUAUUACACAUCUAAAGGGCUCUAUAUUUGCGACGGCUAUUCGAUAGCUUCUGAUGGUAAAGUUUUAGCCCCAUUUGAGCACUCAAUUGUGAUGUACGAAGGCAAAGUUUAUUCAAAAGAAGACGUUUGUGCACAUAACCCUGUUAUUUGCUUUGAUGGAAAUUCUAAAAAGCAUAUAAUAGUACGUUUCAACAGGCAUAUAUACUGCUUCUCGGAAAAUGAACCCAAUAAGCAUCAAAUUGAUAUCCCAACGUCUCUAGAGACCAGUGAAAGGGUAUUGUUAGCUGCAUUCGAGAUUGGUGACAAAUUAUAUAUUUCAACGUUCAACCGUGCAGUUAUCACGAGAUAUAUAUUAAAAAAGAAUGUGGAUACGGAUAUCUAUGAACUUGAAACCUCUGCAUGCCAUAAAAAUAUUUCAGAGUAUAUCACUUCCAUCCAGAUGAAUCAAAAUGAAAUAUUUGGCAUCUCUGCAACCUGCAUUUACAGAUAUAAAUUUAACAUUGACAAAAUUCACGAUGGACAGCAGUUCCUAAUUAAUUCCAACACAGGUUUAAAAGCAUGCACCAUUGAUUCCAACUCUAGACUGAUUGUUUAUGAUGAGAAUUUAUUGUAUCAGUUAUGUGAUGACCAUGUAGUAACAGGCAGUUUACCAUUUAGGACAAAAAACAUAAUUGCAAAAGAUGGCGGCGCUAUCCUGGUGCUAGGGUAUGAUGGAAGGGUGCUAGAAAUGGAAAUUAAUACUACCAAGGUCAAUCAACGUCAUAUUGAAAAAGAAGUCAAGAUAACCAGAAUCGUUUUAGCUGCUACGCCUAACACUUUAAUAAUUAAUUCGAAAAAACUAAAAACAGUGGCGGUGGAAACUGUUACACUAUUUGAUUAUAUUAACAUGAAGCCUAUAACACACCUGGAUUUUAGCGUUGGUGAGUCAAUUUUAUCUAUGACACAGUGUCCCAAACAUUUAGACAGACAAUAUUGUAUUAUAAUAACAGCUACUAAAGAUCGACAGAAUAUCCAUAUAUUGUCCUACUUCGAUAAAUCGCUGCAGCUUUGUGAUUCACUCUCCAUAGAUUGGAUCGCAAGUGGUACUUUAUUCUACCAGAAUUACGUUUUCGUAUACGGAGAACAGUUGAUUGUAUGUCGAAUUGUUAACAGUGGAGGUAACUGGAAAUUUCAUAUAAGCAGCCUCAAAAAUAUUGCUUUAGCAAGCAAGCUUGUUGUUACUGGUGUUAUUCAUGAAGGAACUUUAAUUCUAUUUGAUGCUUUUGCAGGAAUGGAGGCGUUUUUGAUCAUCGAAGAUCCUACAGGAGUAAUUUCGCUCGAACCAAAACCUUUAUACUCACAAUAUCCCAAGGUACAUAAUGAAAUGAUAUUGCAUACUGCCUCUCGUACUAUAACUGCAGAUAUGCUGUUCCAGACGAAUAUUGGACCCUCGUCAAUAUCAAAUCGUAUGAUCAACUUAGAUACACUUUCAUUGCUUGAUCUGACGUCAAUGAUCACUUUUACUGCAUUAACUGAUUCCAAGAACAACUUGUUCGUGUAUCAAUUUUCAUCACAAAGCAUUAAGCUAGGUAAGCAGUUAUGUGCACUCAAUCUAGGGAAGCCCAUAAUACAGAUCUUACCUGGCCCUUCGCACAAACAAGAUGACUAUAUCCCACUAUUUACGGUCCUACUUUCAGAUGGAUCAAUAUAUAUUAUAUUCGCAGGUAGAUUAUCGCCAAGUACAAAGAUAAUGACCGAAUAUAAUUGCGUAAACAUCCUGUCGAGCCCAGACGUAGUCCACAUUAUCCCUGCUCCGCGAACUAAAACAAGAAUAAGCAGCAACCAGAAGCUCUCUUUGCAGCUCCACAAUCUGGACACAGCGGGAAACUUCAUUCCCGCCAUGCAAAUAAACUUACAGCAAUCUUAA